AACCACAACUGUUUUUCAAUAAAUACUGUGUAAUUGUAUAUAGAUUAGGCGAUAAAUUUUGCUGACCCGCUAGAAAAAAAAAAACUGUGUUAUGCGUCGAAAAAUAAUAAUUGCAAAAAUUUCAAAUUGAAGUAUUCACCACGCAUUGACGCAGUGAAAAGGAACAUCACCGAAUAAUUGAAAAGAAUUCCGUGUGUUCGCCAUAAAAAACAGCGAAUAGAGACCGGGUGUUGGUAUACAGCAGCACCAGCUCUCAAAGCAAAGCAGCCGUCGUGUGUUGUGUGUAUCUGAAUUCAGAGCGUAUUCUAUACAUAUAUAUAUCGACGAUAUUUUUUUUGUCUCUCAACAAAAAUUUUGUUAUAUUGUCAUUGAUUGACUGAAAAAAAUUCAUCAUGGCGAAGCAAGCGACCGGUGUUGUGGUUCCACGGAAUUUCCGACUUCUAGAAGAAUUGGAACAAGGUCAAAAAGGUGUAAGCGAUGGCACAAUUUCAUGGGGUCUUGAAAACGACGAUGACAUGACUCUCACUCACUGGACUGGCAUGAUCAUUGGACCGCCACGGACUCCGUACGAAAAUAGAAUAUACUCGUUGAAAAUAGAGUGCGCCGAAUCAUAUCCAGAUGAACCACCAAUGAUUAGAUUCUUAUCCAAAAUUAACAUUAAUUGCAUUAAUCAAAGUAAUGGUGUGGUCGAACAUAGACUGGUUCCGAUGCUCACUCGAUGGAAUCGUGAGUACACGAUCAAGUCAACGCUGCAAGAAAUUCGUAGAAUAAUGACGUUGAAAGAUAAUUUAAAAUUGGCUCAACCACCAGAAGGAAGCUGUUUUUAGUUUGUAUAUAAUGGUGCUUAUCACAUAGCAACCACAUUGAAGCGAAAAAAAAAUGAUUUAUAGAGUUCAGAAGAAAAAAAGAGGGGCGAAAAGGGAUAGAAAAAAAACACACACAGAGAAAAAAAUCGAUGCAAAUGAAAGAGAUACGAAUAGGGACAGAGAAAAGAUCAAGGAAGGGGAUUAAGAAAAUUAUUGAUGAUUCAGGAAUGUAUUGGAAUUCGAUUUGAAAUUAAUUUGCAAAAUACUACAAAAAAAAAAAAAAUUUAAUCACACAAAAAUCAAGUUUGAAAAAACACACAUAAAAAAACUUUAAUACUUGAACAUUUGUUUGUUGAUCAACUUUAAUUAAUGUUUGUCAUAAUGAUGAUAGUCAAAAUAAAAAACGAAACAACAACAAUCGCAACCGAAUUUUAUGCAAAAUAGUUGAACUAAAAGUAAAUCAUUUAUUUCAAAUCCUUCUUCUUUCUCUGAUAAAACAAAAAAAAAAAAACUAAAUAACACAUCCAAAAAAUGCAACACAAAUACACUGUUAUAAGGCGAAUGAAGUAAUUUAACCGAACAAAAAGUUUAGUAAUUUGCUUUAGAUUUAAAUAAAUGUUUUAAGCACUAUUUAAAUAACUGAAA
Messenger RNA from Contarinia nasturtii (swede midge), 1451 nucleotides. RefSeq names its product ubiquitin-conjugating enzyme E2 variant 1 (gene Uev1A). Bases 393 to 827 code for a protein of 144 amino acids. The transcript is spliced from 4 exons. Lineage: Eukaryota; Metazoa; Arthropoda; Insecta; Diptera; Cecidomyiidae. The record is from RefSeq and is a predicted model, not a curated record. Gene Ontology annotation, biological process: protein K63-linked ubiquitination; DNA damage tolerance. Gene Ontology annotation, cellular component: nucleus.